Messenger RNA from Bufo gargarizans (Asiatic toad), 2438 nucleotides. RefSeq names its product trichohyalin-like. The transcript has 3 exons. The record is from RefSeq and is a predicted model, not a curated record. Gene Ontology annotation, molecular function: calcium ion binding; transition metal ion binding. Lineage: Eukaryota; Metazoa; Chordata; Amphibia; Anura; Bufonidae. The coding region runs from base 123 to 2438 and encodes 771 amino acids.
GGGUGUCACCAAUGUCCUCCAAUAUCUAGAAUAUAAAUCCACCCUGCCCGCUCUGCUCUCUGUCAUCCCUGCUUCUCAGCACAGAGAUCUGCAGCUCCUCUGGACAGUGUCUUCCAGCAGCCAUGGCAAAUCUCCUGACCGCUAUUCGCAGGAUCAUCGACACCUUUCACUGUUACAGCAGCCGCACAGCUCCCUGUGACAAGCUGGACAUCACCGCAUUUCAGAGCCUCAUUGAGACACAGUUUGCAGAUGUAAUUGAGGAUUCUGGAGACCCACACACAAUUGAAGCAAUACUACAUGCCCUUGAUCAAAACAAUGACGGUGAAGUGGACUUUAAAGAAUUUCUGGAGCUUGUAGCAAAAGUUGCUGUUGCUUAUUUUGAAGCACUGAGGCCCCAAAAAGGUUGUCGGAUAUGUGCAGCCCAAAAAGGGUUGUUGCUGCAAUCAUCAACAUCAUCAAAAACGUCUGAAUCAAACCAGAAACAAAACAUAACCCAGACACAAGACUCAGUCCAAAAAGAAGAUCCAAACCAAAAACAAGAUGAAACUCAGAAACCAGACUCCUUAACUCGGAAACAAGAACCCUUAACCCAGAAGAAAGAUCCAAACCAAAAAGGAGAUCCAACUGAGAAAAAAGAUCUAACCAAAAAGCAAGACUCAACCCAUAAACAAGACACAACACAGAAACAGGGUCCAAACCAGAAACAAGACUCAACCCAGAAACUAGAAUCAACCCAAAAUCAAGUUCCAACUCAGAAACAUAAUCUAACUCAGAAACAAGACUCAACCCAAAAACAGGAACCAACCAGAAAACAAGAAUCAAACCAGAAACAGGACCUAAAUGAAAAGCAAGAUACAACCCAGAAACAAGACUGCUCAACUCAAAAACAAGAUCCACCCCAGAAACAAGACUCAACCCAUAAACAUGACUCGACCCAAAAACAAGAUCCAACAAAGAAACAAGACUUACCCCUGAAGCAAGAUGCAACCCAGAAGCAAGACUCAACCCAGAAACGAGACUCAACCCAGAAACGAGACUCAACCCAGAAACGAGACUCAACCCAGAAACAAGACUCAACCCAGCAACGAGACUCAACCCAGCAACGAGACUCAACCCAGAAACGAGACUCAACCCAGAAACGAGACUCAACCCAGAAACGAGACUCAACCCAGAAACAAGACUCAACCCAGAAACAAGACUCAACCCAGAAACAAGACUCAACCCAGAAACAAGACCCAAACCAAAAACAAGGCUCAACAGAGAAACAAGACCCAACCAAGAAACAAGAAUCAACCCAGAAACAAGACUCAACCCAAAAACAAGACUUAAACCUAAAACAAGAAUCAACACAGAAACAAGAACCAACUAAGGAACAAGAUCCAACUAAAAAACAAGAACCAACCCAGAAACAAGACCCAACCCAAAAACAAGACUCAACUCAGAAAGAAGAAUUAACCCAGAAACAAGACCCAACUCAGAAACAAGACCCAACCCAGAAACAAGAACCAACCCAAAAACAAGACUCCACCCCAAAACAAGACUCAAAGCAGAAACCAGAAUCAACUCAGAAACAAGACUUAACCCAAAAACAAGACCCAACCCAAAAACAAGACUCAACCCAAAAACAAGACUCAACGCAGAAACAAGACCCAACUCAGAAACAAGAACCAACUGAAAAACAAGAAUCAACCCAGAAACAAGACCCAACUCAGAAACAAGACCCAACCCAGAAACAAGAACCAACCCAAAAACAAGACUCCACCCCAAAACAAGACUCAAAGCAGAAACCAGAAUCAACUCAGAAACAAGACUUAACCCAAAAACAAGACCCAACCCAAAAACAAGACUCAACCCAAAAACAAGACUCAACGCAGAAACAAGACCCAACUCAGAAACAAGAACCAACUGAAAAACAAGAAUCAACCCAGAAACAAGACCCAACUCCAAAACAAGACCCAACUCCAAAACAAGACCCAACUCCAAAACAAGACCCAACUCCAAAACAAGACCCAACUCCAAAACAAGACCCAACUCCAAAACAAGACCCAACUCCGAAACAAGACCAACUCCAAAACAAGACCCAACUCCAAACAAGACCCAACUCCAAAACAAGACCCAACUCCAAAACAAGACCCAACUCCAAAACAAGACCCAACUCCAAAACAAGACCCAACUCCGAAACAAGACCCAACUCAGAAACAAGACCUAACCCAAAAACAAGACUCAACCCAAAAACAAGACUCAACCAAGAAACAAGACUUAACCAAGAAACAAGACUCUACACAAAAACAAGACUCACCCCAAAAACAAGACCCAACCAAAAAACAAGACUCAACCCAAAAGCAAGACUCAACCCAAAAGCAAGACUCAACCCAAAAGCAAGACUCAACUCAGAAACAAGACCCAACCCAAAAACAAGACUCAACACAGAAACAUGA